AUGGCACAGGGCUUUGCAGACGAGGGCGGGUUUUCUGCUUCUCCGGCAUCGCAUACCAGUGGAAAGUCCACACAUAGCGGUUCUGAGAAGAUAAAGAGGCUUGGAACGGCUCUGGCAGCCCAAGUUAUAGAUAUAGAGGAACUACGGAGCUUAUUAUGGCUCGGAGUACCAGAUGAUAGCCCACUGUGCUACAGAGCUGAUGCAUGGAGACUCGUUUUGGGCUAUCUCCCUCUUAACACAUCAACCCGUGAGCUUGUUAUUGACAAGAAGCGCAAACACUAUUUAGAAACAUGUAAAAAUCAUUACAUGAAGGGAACAUUUUCUGAAACCGAGCUGAGUUUGCUGAAACAGAUCAGAGUGGAUAUACCCAGAACUAGUCCUUCACUCAAAAUUUUCAAAGAUUCACGUAUUCAGGCUCUCAUGGAGAGGAUAUUGUUUUUAUGGAGUGUCAGGAAUCCUGCUAGUGGAUACGUUCAGGGAAUAAAUGAUCUGCUCACAAUUUUUAUAAUAUCUUUUAUCAGACCACAUGUUGACAAAUUUACAUUGGAAAUUGAAGAUAUUUGUACACUAUCGGAUAAGACACUGGAAGAUAUAGAAGCUGAUUCCUUUUUUUGUCUUUCAAAGAUACUAUCGCAAUUACAGGAUAAUUACACAGAACAUCAACCUGGCGUCUACAAGUCUCUAAGAAGAAUAGGUGAUUUAGUAAAGAGAAUUGAUGUUGAUUUGUACAACCAUUUUGAGGAAAUAAAUAUAGAUUUUAUGCAGUUUCCAUUUAGGUGGAUGAAUUGCAUGCUUAUUAGAGAGCUUCCAAUGGACUGUUCCAUCAGACUUUGGGAUACAUAUAUUGCGGAAAUUAACAAUGGAAUAGUUCCAUUUCACGAAUAUGUUUCUGUUGCAUUUUUGUCUGUAUGGUCUGAUAAGUUGAAGUUAAUGGACUACCAACACACACUACUAUUUGUUCAGCAACUGCCUACUCAAGAUUGGGUUUCAGACGACAUAGAUUGCAUCAUAUCAAAGGCGUAA
This is a messenger RNA of Theileria equi strain WA, 1023 nucleotides long. RefSeq lists its product as hypothetical. The transcript is spliced from 5 exons. The coding region runs from base 1 to 1023 and encodes 340 amino acids. Gene Ontology annotation, molecular function: GTPase activator activity. Lineage: Eukaryota; Apicomplexa; Aconoidasida; Piroplasmida; Theileriidae. The record is from RefSeq and is a predicted model, not a curated record. Gene Ontology annotation, biological process: activation of GTPase activity.